Molecule: messenger RNA, 1077 nt
Organism: Besnoitia besnoiti
Lineage: Eukaryota; Apicomplexa; Conoidasida; Eucoccidiorida; Sarcocystidae
Exons: 1
Coding region: 1-1077 (358 amino acids)
Source: RefSeq, a predicted model, not a curated record
AUGGAGGGAGAUAAAAGCUGGUCAAACUACGAUGAUGAUGGAGCGGUUAGCACCGUCGCGGGCGGUCUGGUUGAGCUCGAGGAGGAUUAUUUUUUCGAUAACGCCAUUGCUGUUGGCAAAAGACGUCCACCGGCAGUGCGUUCGUUUUCGAAAGGCAUUUUGACAGAAAGCAAAAACGCCUUGAGGAAUCAGAGGCUAAAGCGAUUGCUGUUUUUCGUUGCAGGACUCAUUCUGAUUGCGGAACUUAUCUUGAUCGGCAGGAAAACUGCCAAGGUUUUACGGGAUGUUUCCAGUCGACAGCAGGCCACGGAUGAGGAAAAGAGGCAUCUUGAGACCGCGAUAAUUCUCAACGAAGCGUUGAUAAAGCGUGCCAGUGAGAUCGAAGAGCAAAUCCAGCAGCAGCGGGAACAAAUCGCAGAGAUUAAAGCCACACCGAAGUUACAGACAGAGAAGGUGAAAAAACUGACCUUCAAACCUGCAUGGCUGGGAUUCGCGAAGAAAAAGUCUACCAAAUAUGCUCCCGAUUCAUUUUCGCCCGGUUUUGCCAGCGGCAGUACGCAUGAUCCCGAAGUCAGAGAGGUGAAGCCCCCUCUUCUAGACGCUGACGCAUCAGCCAGUGAAGCAACAUCUUCGCGUGCGUCGGAUACCGCGUUCACUUCAAGCAUUGGAGGCAUUAAUGACCCAUUCCGCCAUGUUCUGACCACGAUCAAUGAGCAGAUGAAACUCGUUCGUGAAGAAGAAGACAUCUGGCAACAGAGACGCAGGGAUGCACAUGGAAGAUUAAAAGACCUCAUUAUCUCUCGUCGACCCGAGCAGGGGCCACAUGAGAAAAUUUGGAAGCUCACUGAAGAGAUACAAGUGCCGGGGACUCACCCAGAAGCAAAAGAGUGGCUUGAGGCUUCAGGCAAGAAGGCCACGCAAGCAUUCAAGGCCAUCCGGCGAGAUUAUGUGGAUCCGACAAUGACGCUUUUGUUAGAGGAGGCAGACAGGCGCGUCUGGAAAGAAAUACAGCAACGCCAACAGAGCGUGUUCGAGCUCAGCGGAGCUGAGAAACUUGACGAUAAUACCAUCCCGUAA